This is a messenger RNA of Suillus paluster, 665 nucleotides long. RefSeq lists its product as uncharacterized. The coding region runs from base 105 to 599 and encodes 164 amino acids. The transcript has a single exon. The record is from RefSeq and is a predicted model, not a curated record. Lineage: Eukaryota; Fungi; Basidiomycota; Agaricomycetes; Boletales; Suillaceae.
CUCAACGCCAUCUGCUAAACCAAUGAAGAAGAAUCACCCCAAAGGUGUUCAAACGCAUACAAUAUGCUACCCGUCACGCACCUCAACUCUCACAGCACAAAUUUAUGUCCCUACCUCCCAAGCCUCAUUGUCUGCUGUGGCUGAUGAGAUGUGUUCCUUGGCACGUGUGGCCCGCCUGUUCUUGCCGAGCAGCAGUAUAUCGAGUGAAGACAUUUACGGCCAUAACUCCUCGUCCUCGUCUGCAUCUUCGUCUUCCUCUUUAUCUAUUAUAUAAGUAUUGCCCAGGCCAUCAGGUGAAUCGAGUAAAAGGGCCAGAUGCGGGAGGACGUUUCUCAUCUGUGCCGAACGGCGUAAGACUUGAGGUGCGGGUAGUGAGAGGGAUUGAAGAUCUCCCAGUAAGAUAUGUGUUUGAACUCCCUGUGGUGUGUACACUCGAGCCUCUCUCAGCAAUGCAUGAACUUGAAUAUAGGUAUAGGACUCGAGCUGCCUGGAGGUGGUUUAUGUACAACAUUGCGGGAAAGAGGGUGACUGCUUGCGGUGCGGAUGCACUUGGCGGUUACAGCAGGCGCUUUUGUCUGGGUGUCUGUCUGCAACACUAGUCGUUGACUUGCCAAGUUAGCGCACGUUGGGUGCUUUGUCCCGCGUUGUGCACUUGCUUGCUGUGU